Messenger RNA from Monodelphis domestica (gray short-tailed opossum), 14293 nucleotides. It is a transcript of the gene DNAH10, whose product is annotated as dynein axonemal heavy chain 10. NCBI's taxonomy places the organism in Eukaryota, Metazoa, Chordata, Mammalia, Didelphimorphia, Didelphidae. The record is from RefSeq and is a predicted model, not a curated record. Gene Ontology annotation, cellular component: dynein complex. Gene Ontology annotation, biological process: microtubule-based movement. Gene Ontology annotation, molecular function: ATP hydrolysis activity; minus-end-directed microtubule motor activity; dynein light intermediate chain binding.
CUUCCGCUUCGGGCGGUUUCCUUCCGCUUCAGAGAGAGGGAGACUCCCCUGAGGAAGUAGGUCCGGUGGCCUCAGGAGACGGUUGCCAGGGGCGGAGGCGGCGGUUGCCAGGGACGCUUCGGCCGGAGUCGGCGCUCGGGAUUUGAGAAGAGUCUGGAAAACCGGGAGGGGAGGCUGACAGCUGCGACAUGGACGACCUGCGAGUGGAAUGGAUCCGGGACCGGGUGUAUCUAGCCUUUCAGCUCGACAAUCCGGACUUUUUCGAGGAGCUGAUGACUCGGAACGACGGCGAGGCCGAGCAAGAGAUUCUGCACUUCUUGGACCAGAGCUCUGAGGAGGAGGGCCCCGCGACGAUCUUCUUCUUCCGCACCGUGGUGCCCGAGGAGGUGGACGUGGAGAUAGAAAUUCCAGGGGUUGCAUCAUCGGAAGAAGAAGAGGAGGAGGAUGAACAGCUUUCCCAAAUGACAGCAAUGGACAAAGGCACAGUUAAGCAAUCUCUUCGGAGUGAGUCAAAUAUUCAGAGUAACACAACUACAGAACAAGAAGUAGUAGAAAAACCCCCAGUCAAGAAAAUCAUUAAGCAGAUGGUUGACAGAUUGUAUCUUCAGAUGCGUUCUGAUUUUGUUCCCGAAGAAUAUUUGUACCAAAAUAUCGUUUACUUUCUCAGAAAUGUAAAAGAGACGAUUAAUGAAGGCAGUGAUAUGGCCGAAGCCAUGGAACUCAUGCCUGAAAAAAUUGAGUAUGGGAUACUGAAUGGGCAGGUUCUAGAAAUGCUUAAGAAUAUUUUACUUCAUGUUUUUAUGCCAGCUCUCUCCUUCAAUCAACAUAAGGGGGAAAGUGGAGGGGCACCCACCGUCACUUCAGGAUCUGAGACGCCUCCUGAGGAAGACCUGAAAUUGCCAGGGGAGACAGUAGAAUAUCACAGUGUCCAGCUGAUAAGGGAUGAAUUCCUAAUGAACCUGCAGAAAUUCACUAACCAUAUUCAGAGAACUAUACAGCAACUUGAAGGAGAAAUUAAGUUGCAGAUGCCAGCCAUUAGUCUGGACAGGGAUGUGAAGGAGAUUGCUACUGAGCCUGAGGCAGUGGAUUGUCUGGAACAAUGUGUGAUCAACUGGCUGAGUCAGAUCACCACUGCCAUAGAUCAACAGUUGAAAAAGACACCUCAGGGUAAUGGCCCGUUGGCAGAAAUAGAAUUCUGGAGGGAAAGAACCGCAACCUUUAGUGCUCUCCAUGAGCAGACCAAGCUGCCAACAGUGAAAAAAGUUAUAGAGAUUAUCAAGGAGGCCGACUCCCUGCUCGUUACCAACCUGAUGCCCAUCUUGAACGAUUUGUACAAAUAUCACAUAGAAGCUUCGGACAACGUUCGCUUUCUUUCCACAGUUGAGCGCCAUUUUAAGAAUUUAGCUCAUGGAGCUGGAUUUAAUGUUAUUUUGGACACGCUUCCUUCCAUGAUGAGUGCAUUGCGGAUGGUCUGGAUUAUCUCCAGGCACUAUAAUAAAGAUGAGCGGAUGAUCCCCCUCAUGGAGAGGAUUGCCUGGGAAAUUGCAGAGAGGGUGUCCCGAGUUGUGAACUUACGGACCUUGUUCAAAGAGAGUCGAUCAGCCGCACAAACCAAGGUAGCUGAGGCCAAGAGCACUCUUCUGCUGUGGAAAAAAUCUUAUUUUGAUGUCCGAGCCAAAAUUGAAGCCUCUGGAAGAGAAGCCCGAUGGGAAUUUGAUAGGAAACGCUUAUUCGAAAGAACGGACUACAUGGCCACAAUCUGUCAAGAUCUGUAUGAUGUUUUACAGGUUAUUGAGGAAUUUUACAACAUAUUUGGUCCAGAACUGAAAGCUGUGACCGGCGAUCCGAAGCGCAUUGAUGAUGUCCUUUGUAGGGUGGAUGGUCUUGUGAGUCCCAUGGAAGUGCUAACCUUUGACCCCUUUAGCAUCAAGUGUUCCCAGUUCUGGAAGUAUGUUAUAGAAGAUUUCAAGAUUGAAGUCCUGGUCAUUGAGAAAGAAGCCAAGAACUUUAUUGAUGAAUCCUUUAAGACUCUUCGCUCAGCUGAAGCCGCUUUUGACAUGCUUUUAAAGUUUAAGCACAUACGCUCCCGGGAGGCUAUAAAUAAGCAGAUGAUGAUGAAGUUCAAUGACAUUUUGAACCAGUAUUGUAAAGAGAUUGACAUAAUUAAUCGCAUAUUUAUUCUGAAUCUUGAUAGUCCACCUCUCUACAAGAAUCACCCACCAGUAGCUGGUGCCAUCUAUUGGGAACGCUCUCUCUUCUAUCGGAUUAAGCAUACCAUCCUUCGAUUUCAGGAAGUGGAGGAGAUGUUGGAUAGUGACAGAGGACGGGAAGUAAAACAAAAAUACCUGGAGGUGGGUAGGAGAAUGAAGGACUAUGAAGACAGGAAAUAUGAGCAGUGGAAAGACUGGACGGAGCAGAAUCUACCAAACCUUCUGAAAAAAAGCCUGCUUGCUAAAGCCCGUUCGACUGGACAAACAGUUCUAGAUUAUGGUGGACUGACAAUUUUGAUCAAUGAUGACACUGAGCCUACUCCAGAAAAGGGGACUUACUUUGUCAUCAAUUUUUCUCCUGCUCUUAAAGAGACAAUUAAUGAAACCAAAUACAUGGAACAGCUGGGGUUUGUUGUACCUGAAUUAGCGAGAAAUGUUGCACUUCAGGAGGACAAAUUUCUUAGGUACACAGAAGGAAUAAGACUUAUGUUGGAUCAUUAUUAUAAGCUUUUGGGGACAUUAAAUGAAGCAGAAGCUCAGCUUCUUGAUGAUCAAGCCUUGGAUUUAUUGAGAGUGUUCAAGGCUGGAUAUAAGAGAUUGAACUGGAAUUCACUGGGUAUUGCCGACUACCUCUUUCGCUGUAAGGAAGCCACGGGGAAAUUUGAGUCUCUUGUACACCAGGUUCAUAAAAAUUCUGAAGACAUCCAGAGCAGGAUUGGAUAUAUAGAAGCAAUAAAUCUCUUUAAAUACCCAGGUCCUAAAAGUGAUAGUGAACUUCCCGGUGUGAAGGAAUUCUUUGAAGGUAUUGAACUGAAAAGAGCAAGAGAUUUGGACCACAUGGUCAGGAAAUAUCUUGCCAUUGGGCCGCUGCUCACAAAAGUAGAGGGUCUCGUGAUACAUACAAACACAGGCAGGUCAUCCAAGCUGGCUCCUUACUAUUUGUACUGGGAAAAUAAAAUUUACGAGGCCUUGACAAGAUUAGUCCUAAAGAAUUUGCAGUCAUUCAAUGCUUUAAUUCUUGGGAAUGUCCCUUUAUUUCAAACUGAAACGAUUUUAAGCGCUCCUGAGAUAAUUCUUCAUCCCACCGCAACUGAGAUAGACAAAUUGUGUGUCCAUUGUGUCAGAGACUGUGUCGAAGUCACUAAGCAUUUUAUCCGCUGGAUGCAUGGCUCCUGCAUUGAGUGUCCCCCCCAGAAAGGCGAGGAAGAAGAGCUUGUUGUAAUAAGUUUUUAUGAUGAUAUAUUCCUGAACCCCCAUAUCAUGGAGCAGGCCAUCAUGAUCCCCCAGAAUGUGCACCGGGUCCUGAUCAGUCUCAUGAAGUACCUGAAUAAGUGGAAGCGCUACCGGCCCCUUUGGAAGCUGGAUAAGGCCAUCGUCAUGGAGAAGUUUGCUGCCAAGAAGCCCCCGUGUGUGGCCUAUGAUGACAAGCUACAGUUCUACUCCAAGAUCGCUUAUGAAGUGACACGGCAGCCACUGAUCAGGGAUGACCAGUGCAUUCGCCUUCAGCUGGGGCCAUUGGCCUAUACCGUUCAGGAGAGUGCCAGGUCCUGGGUGGUUUCUCUGGGGAGACUCCUUAGUGAGUCAGCAAAGGAAGAGCUGAUUCUUCUCCAUGAGGAGCUUGAGACUUUAAGAAAAAAUCUCCAGCGGCCUCCCACUAGUCUUGAAGACCUUAAAUUUGUCCUUGCAACAAUUGCUGAAAUUAGAAGCAUCUCGUUUGCAGUGGAAGUGAGAUAUAAGGAUAUUCAAGAGAGAUACCGGACGAUGGCACUAUAUGACCUCUAUCCUACUGAAGCGGAGGGGGAAAUGGCUUCACAAAUCGAGGAGGUGUGGAAAAGUCUGUUUACAGAAUCAUUGGAAGUGGAACACUCUCUUGGGGGCAUAAAGAAGACAUUCACAGAGAUCACUCGCACUCAAAUUUCAGACUAUAAGCAUGAAAUACAGGACUUUGCAAAACGUUUUAAUAAGGAAGGCCCUGGUUCUGUUGGCGAAGAUCUUGAUAAAGGAGUGGAACUCUUAUCUGUUUUUGAGAAGGAGCUACAUGUACAUGAAAAAAACCGCCAGGAGCUGGCUAAUGCUGAAAAGCUCUUUGAUCUUCCAAUCACCAUGUAUCCAGAAAUGCUGCAAGUACAGAGGGAAAUGGCUGGGCUGAGGCAAAUCUAUGACAUUUAUACAGCCCUGAAGGCUGCCAAAGAAGAAUGGUCUCAGACAUUGUGGGUUAAUCUGAAUGUUCAGUUUCUCCAGGAAGGAAUUGAAAACUUCCUCAAAGCAAUUAGAAAACUUCCCAGGAAUGUGCGAAGCCUAUCUGUUGCCUUUUAUUUGGAAUCUAGAAUGAAGGCCUUUAAAGAUUCCAUACCUUUGCUUCUCGACUUGAAGAAUGAAGCUCUGAGAGAGAGACACUGGAAAGAACUUAUGGAAAAAACGGGCAUAUUUUUCGAGAUGACAGAUACAUUUACUCUGGAAAAUAUGUUUGCCAUGGAACUUCACAAACAUACAGAUGUUAUCCAGGAGAUUGUAGUCUCUGCAGUCAAGGAAAUCACUAUUGAGAAGGGUGUCAAGGACAUAUUAGACACAUGGGAAAAUAUGAAAUUUACUGUCAUUAAAUACUUUAAAGGAACUCAAGAGCGAGGAUUCAUUUUGGGAUCAGUAGAUGAAAUUAUUCAAUCCCUUGAUGAUAACACUGUCAAUCUCCAGAGCAUUUCAGGAAGCAGAUUUGUGGGACCCUUUCUGUCAACUGUGCACAAAUGGGAAAAAACUCUCUCCUUAAUUGGUGAAGUUAUUGAGAUAUGGAUGAUAGUCCAGAGGAAAUGGAUGUAUCUGGAAAGCAUAUUUAUUGGUGGUGAUAUACGCUCACAACUACCAGACGAGGCAAAGAAAUUUGACAACAUUGACCGGAUCUUUAAAAGGAUAAUGACGGAGACUGUGAAAGACCCCGUCAUCAAGAGAUGCUGCGAAAUGCCAAAUCGACUGACUGAUCUGCAUAAUAUAAAUGACGGGCUUGAGAAAUGCCAGAAAAGCCUCAACGACUAUCUGGACUCAAAGAGAAACGCCUUCCCGCGAUUCUUCUUCAUCUCGGAUGAUGAGCUGCUCAGUAUCCUUGGCAGCAGCGACCCGCUCUGUGUCCAGGAGCACAUGAUAAAGAUGUACGACAACAUCGCAUCCCUGAAAUUUCAAGAUGGUGACAGUGGGGAAAAACUGGUAUUGGCAAUGGUUUCCGCAGAAGGAGAAAUGAUGAAUUUCCGUAAGAUAGUGCGCGCGGAGGGGCGUGUGGAGGACUGGAUGACGGCAGUUUUGCAUGAGAUGAGAAGAACGAAUAGAUUAAUUACCAAAGAAGCUAUUUUUCGGUACUGUGAAGAUAAAACCAGAGUCGAAUGGAUGUUGCUCUACCAAGGCAUGGUGGUGUUGGUUGCCAACCAAGUGUGGUGGACUUGGGAGGUGGAAGAUGUCUUUCGAAAAAUAAAGAAAGGAGAAAAGCAGGCGAUGAAAGCGUAUGGCCAGAAAAUGCACAGUCAGAUUGAUGAACUGGUAACUCAGAUCACCAAACCCUUAAGCAGAAAUGACAGAAAAAAAUACAAUACUGUUCUCAUCAUUGAUGUGCAUGCCAGAGACAUAGUCGAUUCAUUUAUAAGAGGCAGUAUUCUUGAAGCUAGAGAAUUUGAAUGGGAAAGUCAGUUGCGCUUUUAUUGGGAUCGAGAACCGGAUGAAUUGAUUGUCCGUCAAUGUACUGGAACUUUUGGCUAUGGUUAUGAGUAUAUGGGUCUGAAUGGACGUCUGGUCAUUACGCCAACUACAGACCGCAUCUAUUUGACGCUCACCCAGGCGUUGUCCAUGUACUUGGGUGGGGCCCCAGCAGGCCCAGCAGGGACAGGCAAAACGGAGACCACCAAAGACCUCGCCAAGGCCUUGGGCUUGCUUUGUGUAGUGACCAACUGCGGAGAAGGCAUGGAUUACAAAGCUGUUGGAAAGAUUUUCUCUGGCCUGGCCCAGUGUGGUGCUUGGGGCUGUUUUGAUGAGUUCAACCGUAUAGAUGCUUCUGUGCUUUCAGUCAUCUCCUCCCAGAUACAGACUAUUCGCAAUGCUCUGAUCCAUCUGUUAACAACAUUUCAGUUUGAAGGCCAAGAAAUUUCUCUGGAUUCUCGCAUGGGCAUCUUUAUCACCAUGAAUCCGGGCUAUGCUGGCCGGACAGAACUUCCUGAGUCAGUGAAGGCUUUGUUCAGGCCUGUGGUCGUGAUCGUGCCAGAUCUUCAACAGAUCUGUGAGAUCAUGCUCUUCUCUGAGGGAUUUCUUUUGGCAAAGACGCUGGCCAAAAAGAUGACUGUGCUGUACAAACUGUCCCGGGAACAGCUGUCCAAACAACACCAUUAUGACUUUGGACUGAGGGCUCUUAAAUCAGUGUUAGUGAUGGCUGGUGAACUAAAGAGAGGAUCUGCUGAACUUAAAGAGGAUGUGGUCUUGAUGAGGGCUCUCAGAGACAUGAAUCUUCCCAAGUUUGUGUUUGAAGAUGUUCCUCUUUUCCUUGGCUUGAUUUCUGACUUGUUUCCUGGACUCGAUUGCCCUCGAGUUCGCUACCCCAGCUUCAAUGAUGCAGUAGAACAAGUAUUAGAGGAAAAUGGUUACAUCGUUUUACCAAUUCAGGUAGAUAAAGUGGUUCAAAUGUAUGAGACCAUGUUGACUCGCCAUACUACUAUGGUGGUUGGACCUACCAGAGGUGGCAAGACAGUCGUCAUUAACACUUUAUGCCAGGCCCAGACAAAGCUUGGCUUAGUGACGAAGCUCUACAUACUAAACCCCAAGGCUAUGAGCGUGAUCGAAUUAUACGGCAUUUUGGAUCCUACUACUCGAGACUGGACGGAUGGAGUUCUGUCAAACAUCUUCAGGGAAACCAAUAAGCCAACUGACAAGAAAGAGAGAAAAUACAUUUUAUUUGAUGGUGAUGUGGAUGCACUCUGGGUAGAAAAUAUGAAUUCGGUGAUGGAUGACAACAAGCUACUGACCUUGGCAAAUGGAGAACGCAUCCGGCUUCAGGCUCAUUGUUCUCUGUUGUUUGAGGUUGGGGACUUACAAUAUGCGUCGCCCGCCACUGUCUCCCGAUGUGGGAUGGUUUAUGUUGAUCCUAAAAACUUGAAAUAUGAGCCUUACUGGAACAUGUGGGUUAAUCAAAUCACCAACAAGCAAGAGCAAAAAGUUUUGGACCAACUCUUCAAGAAGUAUUGCCCCUACCUUCUUGACGUGAUUGUGGAAGGAAUAGUAGAUGGCAGGCAAGGAGAGAAGCUUAAGACUAUAGUUCCUCAGACAGAUCUAAAUAUGGUGACUCAGUUAACCAGGAUGUUGGAUUCCUUGCUUGAAGCAGAAAUAGAAGAAACGGAAAUCUUGGAAUGUUUCUUCUUGGAGGCCCUUUACUGCUCCUUGGGGGCCUCCCUCCUUGAUGAUGGGAGACUAAAAUUUGAUGAAUGUGUUAAAAGAAUUUCCUCCAUGUCAACAGUAGCUGAAGAUGAAGACUGGGCCAAGCCUGGUUCAUUGCCAGGUCAGCUUCCAACACUGUAUGACUUCCAUUUUGAUUACAAAAAGAAGAGGUGGCUCCCAUGGAGCAGACUGGUUCCUGAGUACAUUCAUGACCGAGAACAGAAAUUUAUUGACAUCCUGGUUCACACAGUGGAUACCACCCGUACAACCUGGUUGCUGGAGCAAAUGGUUAAAAUUAAGCACCCUGUUAUUUUUGUGGGUGAAUCUGGUACCUCUAAGACAGCUACUACCCAGAACUUCUUAAAGAAUUUGAACCAAGACCUCUAUAUUGUACUCAUCGUUAAUUUCUCUUCUCGUACCACCUCCAUGGAUAUCCAAAGGAACUUGGAGGCGAAUGUUGAGAAGAGAACCAAAGACACUUAUGGACCGCCAAUGGGGAAACGUCUCCUGGUGUUCAUGGAUGAUAUGAAUAUGCCAAAGGUUGAUGAGUAUGGCACUCAGCAACCCAUAGCUUUGCUGAAGCUCCUUUUGGAGAAGAGUUACCUUUAUGACCGCGGGAAGGAGAUGAAUUGUAAAACCCUUAAAGACCUUGGUUUCAUUGCUGCAAUGGGAAAGGCUGGAGGAGGCCGUAAUGAAGUUGACCCAAGAUUUAUUUCUCUCUUCAACGUUUUCAAUGUACCAUUUCCUUCUGAGGAGUCUUUGCAUCUAAUUUAUUCCUCCAUCUUGAAAGGCCAUACCAAGGUGUUUACGGAACAGAUUGCUUGGAUAAGUGACUUAUUGACUACCUGCACACUGAUGCUUUACCAACUGAUUGUCCAGGAUCUGCCUCCCACGCCUUCCAAGUUCCAUUACAUCUUUAACCUUCGAGAUCUCUCAAGAGUAUUUAAUGGUCUUGUCCUCACCAACCCCGAGCGGUUUCAGACAGAAGCACAGAUGGUGAGAGUCUGGAGAAAUGAGUGUUUGAGAGUUUUUCACGACAGAUUAAUUAAUGAAUUUGACAAGUCCUUGGUACAAGAACACCUUCAGACCUUGAUUAAGGACAAUUUUGAGGCAGAUUUGGACUUUGUCAUGAGAAAUCCUAUACUCUUUGGAGAUUUUAGAAUGGCUUUGAAUGAAGGAGAGCCUCGGAUUUAUGAAGACAUCCAGGACUAUGAAGCUGCAAAAGCUCUUUUCCAGGAGAUUCUUGAAGAAUAUAAUGAAAGUAAUACCAAGAUGAAUUUAGUUCUUUUUGAUGACGCUUUGGAACACCUGAUUCGAGUCCAUCGAAUUAUUCGAAUGAAUGGAGGACAUGCGCUCCUAGUUGGGGUGGGGGGCUCUGGAAAGCAGUCCUUGGCAAGGCUGGCAGCCUUUACCGCUGGCUGUGAGGUAUUUGAAAUUGUUCUGAGUCGAGGCUAUUCUGAAUCUAAUUUCCGAGAUGAUCUCAAGAACCUCUAUACAAAACUUGGAAUUGAGAACAAGUUAAUGAUUUUCUUAUUCACAGAUGGCCAUGUGGCAGAAGAAGGUUUCUUAGAGCUCAUCAACAAUAUGUUAACAUCAGGAAUUGUGCCAGCGCUUUUUGCGGAUGAUGAAAAAGACAGUAUUCUAGGUCAGAUUGGACAAGAAGCUGCUAAAGCAGGGGCAGGAUUGGCUAAAGAAAGUGUCUGGCAAUAUUUUGUCAACAAGAGUGCAAAUAACCUUCACAUUGUCCUUGGCAUGUCCCCAGUUGGUGAUACAUUGAGAACACGAUGCCGAAAUUUUCCAGGUCUGGUAAAUAAUACAGGCAUUGACUGGUACUUGCCGUGGCCUCCCCAAGCCUUACAAGCUGUUGCUGAGUCAUUUUUAGGAGAAAAUCCAAUGGUCCCAUUAGAUUACAUGGAAGAUGUGGUAAAACACAUUGUUAUGGUCCAUGAGUCUGUUGGUCAUUUCAGUAAAAAAUUCCUUCAAAAACUGAGGCGAAGCAACUAUGUCACUCCCAAGAACUACCUCGAUUUUAUCAACACCUAUUCCAAGUUACUGGAUGAGAAAACUCAAUUCAACAUAGCACAGUGCAAACGUCUGGAAGGAGGACUGGAUAAGCUGAAAGAAGCCACCAUUCAGCUAGAUGAGUUGAAUGUGAAGCUCGCAGAACAGAAGAUCGUGCUAGCGGAGAAGUCGGCUGCCUGUGAGGCUUUGCUGGAGGAGAUCUCGACCAACACAGCAAUAGCGGAGGAGAAGAAAAAGCUUGCUGAAGAAAAAGCCAUAGAGAUAGAGGAACAAAAUAAGAUCAUUGCUGUGGAGAAAUCAGAGGCCGAAACAGCCCUGGAGGAAGCCAUGCCCAUCUUAGAGGCAGCCAAGCUGGAGCUGCAGAAGCUGGACAAGUCAGACGUCACAGAGAUCAGGUCUUUUGCGAAGCCUCCUAAGCAGGUGCAGACAGUUUGCGAGUGUAUUCUGAUUAUGAAGGGCUACAAAGAACUCAACUGGAAGACAGCCAAAGGCAUGAUGUCUGACCCAAAUUUCUUGAGGUCUCUCAUGGAGAUGGAUUUUGAUUCCGUGACCCAGAGCCAAGUCAAAAACAUACGUGCACUCUUGAAGAAUCUCAAUACAACCUUUGAAGAAAUGGAGGCUGUAAGCAAAGCAGGAUUGGGCAUGCUGAAGUUCGUUGAAGCUGUGAUGGGUUACUGUGAUGUUUUUAAAGAAAUCAAACCCAAAAGAGACAAGGUGGCAAGGCUGGAACGGAACUUUUUCCUCAGUAAAAGAGAACUGGAAAGAAUUCAGAAUGAGCUGGCCACGCUUCAGGCUGAACUAGAAGCUUUGGGAGCCAAAUACGAGGCAGCCAUAUUGGAAAAGCAACAGCUCCAAGAAGAAGCAGAGAUCAUGGAACGGCGGCUGAUUGCGGCCGACAAGUUGAUCUCUGGCUUGGGCUCAGAAAACGUGAGAUGGCUGGCUGAUUUAGAAGAGUUGAUGCACCGACGAUUCAAGCUGUUGGGGGACUGUCUGCUUUGCUCUGCUUUCCUGAGCUAUGAAGGGGCUUUCACCUGGGAGUUCCGAGACGAGAUGGUGAAUACUGUGUGGCAAGGAGACUUACUGGAACGGGAAAUUCCCCUGAGCCAGCCCUUCCGAUUAGAAAGCCUGCUCACAGAUGACGUGGAGAUUAGUAGGUGGGGCUCUCAGGGCCUGCCUCCUGAUGAGCUCUCUGUUCAGAAUGGUAUUCUCACCACUCGAGCCAGUCGUUUCCCUUUGUGUAUUGAUCCCCAGCAACAAGCCCUAAACUGGAUAAAGAGAAAGGAAGAAAAAAACAACCUCCGGGUUGCUUCUUUUAAUGACCCUGAUUUCCUCAAACAGCUGGAAAUGUCCAUAAAGUAUGGUACCCCUUUCUUGUUCCAAGAUGUGGAUGAAUAUAUUGACCCAGUGAUUGAUAAUGUAUUAGAAAAAAAUAUCAAAAACGUUCAAGGACGGCAGUUUAUCAUAUUGGGAGACAAGGAAGUUGAUUAUGAUUCAAAUUUCAAACUCUAUCUGAAUACCAAGCUGGCCAAUCCCAGAUAUUCUCCAUCUGUAUUUGGGAAAGCCAUGGUGAUCAACUACACUGUCACAUUGAAAGGCCUCGAGGAUCAGCUACUCAGUGUCAUUGUGGCCUAUGAGAGAAGAGAACUUGAGGAACAAAGAGAGCACCUCAUCCAGGAAACGAGUGAAAACAAAAACUUGCUCAAAGAUUUGGAAGAUUCCCUCCUCCGAGAACUGGCAACCUCCACAGGCAACAUGUUGGAUAAUGUGGACUUGGUACAAACCCUUGAGGAGACAAAGAUGAAAGCUACCGAGGUGUCAGAGAAACUCAAACUGGCUGAAAAGACAGCAGUAGACAUUGACCGACUGCGUGAUGGUUACCGGCCUGCUGCCAAGAGGGGUGCCAUCUUGUUCUUUGUUUUAUCAGAAAUGGCGCUUGUUAACACCAUGUAUCAGUAUUCACUGUCUGCCUUCUUAGAUGUCUUUGUUUUCUCACUUAAGAAAUCAGUGCCCGAUUCUUUCCUUCCAAGGAGAUUAAAACACAUCAUGGACACCCUCACUUUCAAUGUCUACAACUAUGGCUGCACAGGGCUGUUUGAAAGACACAAGCUGCUCUUUUCUUUUAACAUGACGAUCAAGAUAGAGCAAGCAGAUGGCAGGGUCCCUCAGGAAGAGCUUGACUUCUUUUUGAAAGGAAACAUUUCCCUGGAGAAGAGCAAGCGAAAGAAGCCUUCCUCUUGGCUGGCUGACCAGGGCUGGGAAGACAUUAUUCUUUUAUCUGAGCAGUUUCCAGAUGACUUUGGGAAACUUCCUGAUGACCUAGAGCAACAGGAUGAUGUGUGGAAAGCGUGGUAUGACCUGGAUUCACUGGAACAGUUUCCAUUCCCCCUGGGCUAUGAUACUCGUGUGACCAAUUUCCAGAAGCUGCUUAUUCUGCGAUGUUUCCGAGUGGACCGAGUCUAUCGGGCAGUGACUGACUACGUGACUGUGACCAUGGGGGAGAAGUACGUCCAACCUCCAAUGAUCAGCUUUGAAGCUAUUUUUGAACAGAGCACUCCAAACUCACCUAUUGUUUUCAUUCUGAGUCCCGGCUCUGACCCUGCUAGUGAUCUUAUGAAAUUAGCUGACAGAUGUGGCUUUGGAGGAAAUCGCCUCAAAUUCCUUGCAAUGGGUCAAGGGCAAGAAAGGGUGGCAUUGCAGCUGCUGGAGACCGCUGUGGCCCGGGGGCAGUGGCUGAUGCUACAGAACUGCCAUCUUCUUGUCAAAUGGCUAAAGGACCUGGAGAAGUCUCUGGAGAGAAUCACGAAGCCCCACCCAGACUUCCGCCUGUGGCUCACCACUGACCCUACUAAAGGUUUCCCGAUUGGAAUCCUGCAGAAAUCCUUAAAGGUAGUCACUGAGCCACCCAAUGGCCUGAAGUUGAACAUGCGGGCAACAUACUUCAAGAUCAGUCAUGAUAUGCUGGAGCAGUGCCCUCAUCCCGCCUUCAAGCCUCUGGUCUAUGUGCUGGCCUUUUUCCAUGCAGUUGUGCAGGAGAGAAGAAAGUUUGGCAAGAUUGGAUGGAAUGUGCCCUAUGACUUCAAUGAGUCAGAUUUCCAGGUCUGCAUGGAAAUCUUGAACACAUAUUUGACAAAAGCCUUCCAGCAAAAUGACAACAAGAUCCCGUGGGGGAGUCUCAAGUAUCUCAUUGGAGAGGUCAUGUAUGGGGGCCGGGCUAUCGAUAGCUUUGACCGGCGCAUCCUGACCAUCUACAUGGAUGAGUAUCUGGGGGAUUUCAUCUUUGAUACCUUCCAGCCAUUCCACUUCUUCAAAAAUAAGGAUGUAGAUUACAAAAUCCCAGUGGGUGACAACAAGGAUAGUUUUGUAGAAGCAAUAGAGGCGCUUCCACUCGCCAACACGCCAGAGGUGUUCGGGCUCCAUUCCAACGCUGAGAUCGGAUAUUACACCCAGGCUGCUCGAGACAUGUGGUCCCACCUGUUGGAGCUACAGCCACAGACAGGGGAAUCCGGCUCCGGCAUCAGCCGGGAAGAUUACAUUGCCCAGGUGGCCCAGGACAUCGAAAACAAAAUGCCCAAAGUGUUUGACUUGGACAGUAUCCGCAAACACCUGGGCCUGGGCAUCUCCCCCACAACCGUGGUCUUGCUGCAAGAGCUGGAGCGCUUUAACAAACUGACCAUCCGGAUGAUGAAAUCUUUGGCCGAACUCCAGAGGGCCUUGGCUGGGGAGGUUGGGAUGAGCAACGAGCUGGACGACGUGGCCCGGGCCCUUUUUAUUGGGAACAUCCCUGGCAUCUGGAGGAAACUUGCCCCGGACACCUUGAAGACCCUGGGAAACUGGAUGCUGUACUUCUUGCGGAGGUUUGCUCAGUACACAACUUGGAUUUUAGAGAGUGACCCCAAUGUGAUGUGGCUGUCGGGGCUGCACAUCCCCGAGUCCUACCUCACAGCACUGGUGCAGGCCACCUGUCGGAAGAAUGGGUGGCCCUUGGACCGCUCCACCUUGUUUACCCAAGUGACAAAGUUCCAAGAUGCAGACGAGGUGACUGACCGAGCAGGGCAAGGAUGCUUUGUGUCCGGCCUCUAUCUGGAGGGUGCUGACUGGGACCUAGAGAAGGGCUGCCUUAUCAAGAGCCAGCCCAAGGUCCUGGUGGUGGACUUGCCCGUCCUGAAGAUAAUCCCCAUCGAAGCCCAUCGUCUCAAACUGCAGAAUACCUUCCGGACCCCUGUCUACACCACCUCUAUGAGAAGAAAUGCAAUGGGGAUUGGCUUAGUUUUUGAGGCCGAUCUUUUCACCACGAGGCACAUUUCACACUGGGUGCUACAGGGAGUAUGCCUCACCUUGAAUUCCGAUUAACUCUUGACUAGGAGAAACUGAAUUUCCAUUUCUAAGUUUAAAUGAUGGCGAUGGAUAUUUUGGGAACUCAUGAAGAACCAGGAAACUUAGAAUCAUUUCUUAAGCAUCAAGGCUCAGAUGUACAUUUUUUUCUAUUACAAUAGAUGAUUCAUUGACAGUUUUGUAAUCUGAAAAUAAUGGUUCCCUCCCCCCAAGAGAGCCACCAAGGAGUAAUUCACUAAUACAAAUCAAGGUGAGGUGGUUUAACUUAAUCUAGAUUUUCUUUUUUAUGAUUUGUUGUGUUUGGGAAAUAAACACGAUCAAAGGAUUUC